Messenger RNA from Paramuricea clavata, 406 nucleotides. Lineage: Eukaryota; Metazoa; Cnidaria; Anthozoa; Malacalcyonacea; Plexauridae. The record is from the annotation of a GenBank genome assembly.
AUGUUUCAUGGAACACAGCACAUCCCGAAGCAAAUAAUAGAAACAUAUGUUCUUUCAAAGAAACUUUCAGUUUUGGCAAAGCAAUGUGUUGAUGACGAAGCUAGUCCAGCCGUUCACAACCUGUUGGGGAAGCUUAAAGAUUCCACGCCCAGAAGCAAUCAUGUGUUUCUUUCUGAAGGAGUUCGUGGUGUUGGGAGAGAAGUAGCUGUGGAGCUUACUGCAUCACAAGCGUUAGCUGUGGAGAAUUUAUUAGGAACACCUGUGAGAAGACGGGGUGGGGUUAUGUUCACUAGAUUUGUCGCCAAGAAGAAAUUAUUUUCAAGUGUUGAUUAUGUGCGAUCCAAAAGACACAUAAACAGUAAUAUAACAAUUGAACACCAGCAAUAUACUUAUUGUACUAUUGCAG